Plasmodium fragile is the source of this 8751-nucleotide messenger RNA. RefSeq lists its product as uncharacterized. The coding region runs from base 1 to 8751 and encodes 2916 amino acids. Lineage: Eukaryota; Apicomplexa; Aconoidasida; Haemosporida; Plasmodiidae. The transcript has a single exon. The record is from RefSeq and is a predicted model, not a curated record.
AUGAAUAGCGUUAAGUGCUAUGGGCGUUUUUUACCUGCGUCAGCAUUAGAGAAUGACCGAGAGGAAGAAAAGAAAUUUUUAAAAAGUGAAUUAAUUCUGACCAAAAUAUAUGGAGAGAGGGUGUCCAAUUUGAAGAUUUAUAAAGAUAUAUUUAAAAGGAGGAUAAAGAAAUUAACAGAUGGGGUGAAUAACUUAUUCAUUGUUUUAAAUAAUGAGAAGAAUGACGGAACAAAGUUAACUGUAGGGGAUGGAAAUACUUCGUAUGGAAUUCUUUUUUACCUCAUGAACGAUUUGGUGCAUAGAAAUAGAUGCAACUGUAAUCUCCUUAUCACAUUUAGCCAUUUCGAAAUUGUCAGAAAUAGGGUGCAUGAUAAAUUGAAAAGGUAUGUCUUUCCUCAGAGGAACGUCAUUGACCUUGGCAGUUGUUUCGGAUUUGAGAAGGAAGACCACGGCUGGGUUAGGAGCAAGGGAAAAGCUCACAGGAAUGCUAGCCUCUCCAGUGGAUACUCCUUAAAAGCUGAAAGGGAUGAAUAUAAAGAAAAAAAAGAACGUCUCCAUGGUGAGGUUUCAGAAAAGAGGGAUACAAGGGAUCCCUGUAGGAUGUACACCGAGUGGGCAAAGAAUCGACUGGUUAACUCGGAUGUCCUCUGUGAUGUUGACAGUUUUCUAAAAGGAAGGAAAAGGGAAAAGUACCGAAGGAAGCACACGAAGGGGAGAAGUACUGGAGAAUGGGACCCCGGUGCUGUGAGAAAGGUGUACCUAAGUGGAGAGAAUAUAAGGGAUAUCUGUAAAAUGCUAUGCAGAAGCGGGAGGGGUAAGUCCGUGGAGGGUUUUCGCGAUGAAGUGACCUACGAGGUUGUUGAGUUUUACGUGGAGAUGGCACAGGGGAGGGGUCUAGACGUGUCUGGUGUAAGAAGCUAUUCUGAGGUAGGUAACAGAUCAUCCAUUUGUAGCAAGUCUCCCGUUUCCACCUGCUCAGUAACCAUCAUCGUUGUUAACAGCUUGAAAGUGGAGGACUCCUCUGAACGAGCUUUCCUCUCCCAAUUCUGUGAGCUCUUCUUAAAAAGGAGAGAAGACGCGAAUUGCCCAAGAUACGCACAUUUAACUUGCGAAAAAAAACACUCACUAAUAAUUAAGUAUUUGUUCAGUUUGUACAAAUUGCAUCCCUUAGGAGGAAGCACCACGGGGGUGAACUCCCUCCCGUUUGAGCUAAACAUUAUAUACAUUUCCAGCAAUUUCAAGAAGUACAGAAAAGCUAGCGAAUUUAUUUAUGCCUACCUGAAAGGCCUGAACAGGUCAGAAUAUUUUGUACAACCAAAUAAAAAAAUGGAGUAUCUAAAAAGUGGAUUUCACAAGGUGGAUGAAAAUAUAUACGUAGUUAAAAGUCUGUUGAAUUAUUACACAAAGUUGGAGAUACAGACGGGAGAAAUUAACAAGAGAGUCUCUAGCUUGAGGAAUUACCUUACCAUAUUAGAAUCGUCUGCAAUUCUUGGAGCGAAAGGUAGACACCAUCAGGCAUGGAUUGAAAACGGAAUCAACAACGUUUUAAACCUUUGCAGGAGUAGCACAUCCGAAUCGGGUGAACCAAUCCAAUUAGAAAAGGAAAAUUUAUUCUUUUUUAACAAGGAAGGGAAGACGAUAAGGCGAAAUUACAAGGAGGCUGCAAGGGGAGAACAACAUGGGGGCAAGUACGCAGAUAGGGGAACAUGCCAAAGAAGUACACAGAUGAAGGACAACACGAAAGGGGAGAUGAACCAUUUAACAAGGAGUGUACAGCGUGUAAAGGAGAUAAGGAGAGGAAUUAAUAAUCCGGAUAAGAUCCACUUUAAAUUAGGUUUGUACAAAAGGGGGGGAACAAAUAUGAUUGGAAGUAGAGAUCACUCUAGCAUAGACAAUGCAUACUCAAGAGGGAAUUCCAAUUUAGAAAAAUUCAACCAACACUGUUAUAAAGACGUGAGGGAGACCAGGAAAAAUGUGCUACACAAUUGUUGUGAGAAAAAGGAAGAGACAUUUGUGGUAGACCCUAAUUCGUGCAGAAAUUGUACCCCGGUGAAAUAUGAAUCUAGCGAAUCGCAUACACACUGCAAAAACGAUAAUUCUUUAAAAUGUAGAGUAAAACUUUUUUUGCCGAGUGAUGAGGAUUUGCGUCAUUUCCCCCAAAUGGAUGGGACUAACCAUGGUCCUUUUGCUAGACGAAGCACCCCUAUGCUCAAUUUUGUGCCUGCCAAUGGAAUGAACCCAAAAAGGAAGCACUCAUCAUGUAUUGAUCCGUUCAGCAAUACCAUGGAGGUGGAGAACCUAUGCGAUAGGGCCAUUGUCAUUGAUAAGGAGAAGGAAAUGAAAUUCUUACCCUGUGAUAUACUUGGCAUGGCUUACUCGAAUGGGUCUGAUAGCUCUUGCGAGGAAAACGACAACCAGCUCGAAUCCGUUCUACACAAUAUCGAACAGAAUAGAGAUUUCCUGAAAAGCAUUUCCAGCUUAAAUUCGGAUAUUAAGAAGGGCAAGAAAAAGAUCGACAGUCGAGCGAAGAGCUUGUUCGAGCAAGUGGACCAGUGCCUCGGGGAAAAGCCGAGCGACGCCGGGGGCAGAGCAGGGUUGGAGAAGCUGGAGAAGCGGCAUGAUCUAAACGCAACCAUCGAGAGGGUGCGAAAAAAUAGAGAACCUCGAACAGAUGGACAAGCUGGGAAGCAGAAAAAAAAGAAGGACUAUACAUGUGUAGAGAUGAAGGUAAAAAGAGCAUCCAGAAAAUUAGCCUUAGAAAAAUGUACCAUGUCGAAUAUAAGAAGUGGGAAGAAUAAUCUCAGUUGCUCUGGAAAAAGGGGCAAGUCUGGAACGUUUCCCGCGCACGGCCUGAGUAGUAAUCAUAUGUUCGAUAGGGCAACUACGGGAACUAAUAAAUUACCUGACAAAGGAAAAGAGGAAGAAGCACGAAAUUGCGUGGAACACCCUGUUCACUUAAAUGGUUGCAAAAUGGAUGAAAAUAGCGUAGAAGGUAUUUGUUCCCCUACCAAAAGAAAGGACUCCAAUUUAGCUUUAUGUGUAAACGAAUUAGACCCUCUCCAUUCAAAUAACCAUUGGUUAGGUCAUAAUGGAGGUAGCAUAGGGAAGGAAAUGAACAUGGAAGAAAAUACGCAGAGAAUGGAGGAAUAUAUGCUUUCCAAAGAGCGCGUUAAUUACAAUGAUAAUCACAAUUUUAUGUGCCUUGAAGAAUCGCAAAAUGGGGACCCAUCCAGCAUAGCUGAAACUGGUGCACUUACGCAUGUUUCGUAUGGCAAGGGUGAUGGUAGGGGAAACAACAAAAUUAAAAAGAUGCAGGAGGAGGAAGAAAGCCAUGUGCGUUCGUCGAACGAAAGCAUAUUCUCAUUUUCAUCAAAGAAUAAAAACGAGACCAGCAAAGACAACCACUACUGCAGUAGUGAAGCUACCGACGAUGAUCUAAUGAGUAGUUGCACAUUAGGCGAAGAAACAAUCAGGGCAGUGUCUCCAAAUGGAAAAAAAAAGUACGGAAUAAAUAACUCCAACGGAAUGGCAAGGAUGCGAAAAAAAAGACAAAACUGUAGUGCGCAUAGUGCAGAUAAUGAAAACGUGACGGCGGCUAGUUCAGGCUCUCAAUCGACAGGAGAAGGGAGCAAUGUCAGCGAUUCCUGCGAAGAAGAACAGGACCAAAGCAUUAAAAACUAUCAUAAUCAUUUUAAAAAGUUGCUAAAAUCGCAUAUGAGUUUGCUACAGAAAAAAUGUGUAGAGGAUAACAACGAUUUGGAUCUUUUACAAAAGAUAAAAUUUGCAAAAGGAGUCCUGCGCGAGUACAACAAUGUUUUGGGCCGCAGUUGGGAUGACAAGAAUGAGCAGAGCGUACUUUUGCGCCAAGUUAUUUCAAACGGAUGGGGAGUGGGAGAUAUAAUGCUUAAGCAACACUGCGGGAGGAGUCGAUGUGAUAGGCACUCAGAAUGUGUAGACAUGUGCAAAAAUGGCAAAGAUGGAUUUUUAACAAAAAAAAAUAGAAAAACUGAUAGUGAAGUGCGAUCCGGAAGUGAUGCGGAGAGUGCGGACGGAGGAAUCUCCCUGACGGGGGCUCAAAUGAGUCUUCCUGACUUUUAUCAAGGUGUGGGUGAGGAAGCGUGUGCGAAUGGGGUGGAACACACCGAAAGGUGUAAUGUCGACAGGAGUACUUUUCCCCAGCGUAAUGGUAAAAGUAGUGACCACGAUAAGAAGCCCUUCGCUAGAGGCACAUCAAAGGAAAGCAAUUAUUACAAUAAUGAUUAUGUUGAUAAUUUUGACGAGGCAGAAAUUGAAAAGGGUUAUACCCCAGAGGGGGAAUAUGUCCAAUGGGAAGAGCCCCAAUUGUGCGUCAGUACAAACAAAGAAAAAAACAUAUCCUGUGAAAAUGAUAAAAAUGUUAAUGCGUCCUCACACUACUAUGAAGAAAAUGUCCUGCCGGAUGAUCCUCCUCACAAAGGAAACAUCAUGACGUGUGACCCAAAUGACAUUUACAAUGAAUAUGAGGAAGAACAAUUUGGGGAGCAAGAAAAGAGCGCCUUACAUGUCGACCAUUUAGACGAAUUACAAAAUGGAAGAAGUGGCGCCUCACAGGGAAAUUACCUCUCAAAAUCUUGUGACUGGGAAAACCCUACUCUCAGGAAUGGGGAUACCGAGGAAGAACGCAAUAUUGGAUGCGGAGCAACGGACACAAUUGGACAUGUGGUGGACGAUGACAUACACAAAAGUGACAUGGUAGGAAACUUACAUACGGGCGAACUGUUUGAGCCGAAAAGUUUCACGUCCAAGUUGGACGAAGUUGAAGAUGUUGUGGUACAAGACUCCUUCACGAAUGUCUCGAAAACUUCGCCUGACUGUACAGGCGAAAAAACAACUCUACAUAGCCACGCAGUCAUCCGCAAAAUAAGGAGAAAAAAAAAAGUGCUGAAAAGGGGAAUACAGGGUGAGACAAACAAAUUAAGCAGAGUUUCCUUAAAAAAGAAGAAAUUAAUGUCCUUCAUUUUGAGGGCCAUAGAAAGAGGCGAAAAGGAUGAAGAACUCAUCGCGAUUGUAAAAAGUGCGAUUUUUAAGAUGGAAUAUUUUGAGCAAAAAAAAAUAAGCAAGCUGAAGAGGAUGGAAAACGAAUUUGAAAAGUUAACUCAUUUAGAGGAAAAAAUUGUUAGUAAUUGUCUGAUGGGGAAAAGUCAAUUUAGCGGGGAAAAAAUUCAAGGGGGGGAACUGCACAACAGAACUGUAAGGCGCAAAAAUGGACACGAGGGGGAAGACGACAACAAGGUUUACCAGAAGUGUGGCAGCCAUUUGGAGGAAAAGAAAAAUAAAGACGCACACAGUGAUGAGGUCAAAGGAAAAGAUAAAAAUGUGGAAACGUAUUUUCAGAAGAAAUCGCAAAAAGAUGAUCAAAUAGGUGGUGUGCAUCCGCUUCGCGGUGGGGAAAAAAAAGAAAAAAAAAAUAAUUGUGCACAUGUGGACGCGUUUCAAAAGGAUCGCGUUUGCAACAAUUUUUUCAAAUUAAAUGGCCAUAAUAGGGAAAGCAAAAAAUCGAUAGCGUUUUCCGACUUGUGCGUAAAUUUGAAAAAUGAAAAGCACAGCGCGUCAACGGUGGACGGAGAACAAGCGAUGCGAGUUGUUCCCUCCCUUAGUGCGGCAAAGUUGAGCGACGAGGCGCUGACUGAAAAAAGCUCAAGUGAGCGCACAGCGACAGGCGGGGACUUGCACCCUAUAGAGGAAAACAACACCCCUAGAGAGCACCACAAACAGGCAGGUAGCGGCACUGGUGGAGAUAAAUGUAGAAUACGCAUCACACCAGCAGAGGAGACGUGCGACGCAUUUUUCCAAAAUUGUGGGGAUACCGCCAACGGUUGGACUAAGCCAAGCGACCAUCGAUUGGACGGGGAUCAACAGCACAUAGGGCAUUCCCCCGCCUCCAAUGAUAACAGCGUUCGGGGGGAAUACCCCCAACAGGACAGGGACUCUUCCAAAGAAACAAAUAAAAAUAAAGACAGAAAUAUAACUGUUAGGUACAGAGAUAGGGGGGAAGUACGGAGAUCCACCCCGCACAGUAGUCAUACGUUUAAGCAAAAGGUAAAGGGGAAAAGAAAGACCAAUUUGGGACUUUCCUAUGACAGAUCGUUGGAGGGGCAAAAUAGAGUCCCCCUAAAAAGGAAUCCCGCGAAGGAAUGCAUAAAUGCAACAGCAGGUCAUGUAACAUUGAAUUCCUCUUUCUUCUCCAACGGGGGUAGCAGCAAGAAGGAGGCAAUAUCGCCAUCCACUGAGAGUGGGGACAAAUCAACACGCCGCGUCAAAGUCGGGGUGAGAAUCCCGGUGACUGGGGAGAGCAUACCAACCCGGGAAAGACACAGAAGAAGGAAGAAAAUAUCUGAUAAGGUGGGGAAAAAAAAAAGUACAAAUAUCCAUACGGAAGAAGGAAAAAAGGAGAAUAAAGGUGGUAAGGAACACUCCGCGUGGGAGGUAAGUCUAGGGCAUGCCAGAAGUGAAGAAAGACAGAAUAGUAACCAGAUUGAUAAACCACCCCUACUAGGAAAUUCAAAGAACUUUCACGUAAGUGUAAGAAUGGAUCCCCCUCCAGGUAACAAUUUGCAGAGAAAAGGUUCAUUUCGUAGGGGAAACGCGAGCAGGGCGGUUUUCCCCUUACAAAAUGCGCCAUCCAAUUACACCCCAUUUGCUUACACACAACGUGAAGAUGGAUACCCAGAAUUGAUUCCCCAAUCGUCUAACCUGCACGGCCAACGUGUAGUUUCACCAAAUUGGGAUGAAACGAAGAGAACUGGUGGGAACCCCAUCCCCAGAUGCCAAGCCAAAGACAAAGCCAAAGGAUGUGAGGAAGGAGAAGAAGAACAGAGCAAAUGGAACAGAGACCAACGCAGCUUCAUAAAUGUGAUGCAUAAGUCGACGCCAGAAAUGAAGGGAGCAAAAAAUAUGGAACAAAUUUCAAUCAAAACGGUUAUUAAUCGCCAGAGAGAAAAAACAAUCCCUUGCAUUAACUACGACACUGAUAGGUAUUGCUUCAAAUUGGGGUGGUGGAAUUGGGGGAAACGGUCCAAGCUACUCGAGAAUAUAGAAAGGUGUAAGGAAAACAUUAAAGAGAAAUAUUAUCAAAAUAGGAGAGAGUGCAAACAUAGGUCAUGUACCAAUUGGAGGAGCAAAUAUUUUACAAAGUUUCAACCAAAUGAAUAUUUAUACAUUCCUGUGACGAACAAGAAUUAUUUUCGGAGCAAGAACUCCCUUAAGAUUAGGAGCAACCCAGUGAGUGAUUUCCACAAACUUAAUUUGAAACCCAUAACUGGGUUUUUGCAAUCGUAUGAAAAGGAAAAGGAACGACAAAGAAAAGUUCCCCGAGGCGUGAUUAGAGUAUCUACCAUUCCAUACGUUGUAGACGAUUAUAAUGUGAAGAGUGGGGUACCAAAAAUUGGGGGAAAAUUUGGGGUCAGCUUGGGAGAAGCAAAAAUUAUCCUUUCGGAGGAUGAGGAAUCCAAUUUGAAUGACACAUCAGGGUUUUUCGCCAAGGUCUCCAAGAAGAGUGCCCCCAGUGGGUACUUUCCCAACGGACGUGGAAGCUACUCCAGUGGUACAAACUCGAAUGAUGAGAAAAGCUCCAAGGGAAUUAUAUUCAAGUGUAGGACGAAACAGGCUCAUAAAACGGACUUCAGAAACAGCAGCAGUGGAACUGCAUAUGGGAAAAGGAAUUAUAAAGCCAGGUCAUACAACAUUGGACAUGACAUAAAUGAGGGAAGGACACACGAUUGUAGGGACGGCAAAGCGCAGAGUGGUCACGAAGGAUCAAAUGAAAAAGAAGGGUUGGGCCAAAGGUGGGACCCUAAGAAAAAGACUACCGUGAAGGUAAGGAGAUAUAGAAUUCGCUCCAUCGAGUCACUUUCUUCUGUGCAUAGUGCCCCAGGGAGAUCCCCCCAGGGGUGUAGCUCCUCUAUGGUGCGGGUAUCCUCUGGUAGGAGCACUGCAAGCAGCAGCGUAGAAAGUAGCGAAGUGGUAGGUACUACUAAUGCAAAAUGCAGGGUCAAUUUAAAAUCUAAGAAAAGGGCAGAUUACCCACAAGGGGGAAAGCCCAGACAUAUCCCCCCAUCCCAAUGUAGCAACAAAUCAGAAGUGCGAAACAGCAGCAGGGGGAGUGGUAGCAGCUGUUAUAGUAUAUCCUCAGUGGGAACUCCAAAUGAGGUAUUUAAAAAGGAUACCCAAAGAGACCCACACUUUUGUGCAGGCCACAGAAAAAAAUUGACACAUGAGGAAAAUGAUAUGGAGAAAAAUUUAGCUAGAAGAAAUUACAAACAAAUGAACAUAAGUAGCAAACGGGAUUAUGCUGGAUACACGACUGACCAUGACACACAUUUAAACAUGUACAGGGAAGAUUACACAAGCAUGGAAAGUGAAUUAGGAAGAAAUCGUCACGGAAUAGAAUGUGAUGGAAGCGGGGAGAGAGAUUCGUCCGCAGGUUCAAUUGAGAAGGAUUUAGGGGAAGGCCCAUGCAGAAGGCAGUACUGUCCAGAUGAGAUAAACCAAGUGAACUGCAUACAGCCUGAUAGCUACAAGAGGGGGAAAAUACAAAACAAAAAAAAACAAAGCUGUAAAACUUCCCAUCACAAUUCUUACGCUCCUACGAAUGAUGGUUACUACCAUGAAGGGCAGCAUAGAGGUAGUGCCAACCCUCAGACACGUGGAAGGAAGGGGCAAGAUGCCGAUUUUUUGGAAAAGCAAUAUGAUGAAUAUUUUUACGAUAAUUAG